CUGUCGGGAAGCCGGGAUCCCCCGCCGCGCGCCAUGGAAGCCACUAACCUCUCGGUGGCCGCCACCGGCGUCGCCCUUCCCCAGGGCUCCGAAGCCUGCAGCAUGGGCCCGAGCCCCAGCGGGGUCGUUGGGUCGACGACCGCGGGCGAUUCCGCCCUGCCGGGCCGCGAGCCGCCUUUCUCCGUCUUCACGGUGCUGGUGGUGACGCUGCUGGUGCUGCUGAUCGCGGCCACUUUCCUGUGGAACCUGCUGGUUCUGGUCACCAUUCUGCGUGUCCGCGCCUUCCAUCGUGUGCCGCACAAUUUGGUGGCCUCGACGGCUGUGUCAGACGUGCUCGUGGCGGCGCUGGUGAUGCCCCUGAGCCUGGUGAGCGAGCUGUCGGCCGGGCGACGCUGGCGGUUGGGCCGGAGCCUGUGCCACGUGUGGAUCUCCUUCGACGUGCUGUGUUGCACCGCCAGCAUCUGGAACGUGGCGGCCAUCGCCCUGGACCGCUACUGGACCAUCACGCGCCACCUGCAGUACACGCUGCGCACCCGCCGCCGCGCCUCGGCGCUCAUGAUCGCGCUCACCUGGGCGCUCUCGGCGCUCAUCGCCCUAGCGCCGCUGCUCUUCGGCUGGGGUGAGGCGUACGAUGCGCGGCGCCAGCGCUGCCAGGUGAGCCAGGAGCCCUCCUACGCCGUCUUCUCCACCUGCGGCGCCUUCUACCUGCCGCUCGGCGUGGUGCUGUUCGUCUACUGGAAGAUCUACAAGGCGGCCAAGUUUCGUUUCGGCCGCCGCCGCCGGGCAGUGCUGCCGCUGCCCGCCCCCGUGCAGGUGAAGGAGGCCCCUCACGAGGCGGAGAUGGUGUUCACGGCGCGGCGCCCGGUGGUGGCCUUUCAGAUGAGCGGGGACUCGUGGCGGGAGCAGAAGGAGAAGCGGGCCGCCGUGAUGGUGGGCAUUCUCAUCGGCGUGUUUGUACUGUGCUGGAUCCCCUUCUUCCUGGCGGAGCUCAUCAGCCCCCUCUGUGCCUGCAGCCUGCCCCCCAUCUGGAAAAGCAUCUUCUUGUGGCUGGGCUACUCCAAUUCUUUCUUUAACCCCCUGAUUUACACAGCGUUUAACAAGAACUACAACAACGCCUUCAAGAGCCUCUUCAGCAAGCAGAGAUAAACCUAGGGCUCGGGAAGACACGUGGUAGGGCUGUGCGCAGGGAACUGGUAUCUCUGCCCGCUCCAGGCAUCUAGGAGACUUGCCCCAUAGCAGAGCCGUACCACGGCGUGAGCCGUACCAUGGGGCCUGGACUGUAGGAACAGCGAUGCCCACGGCUCUCUGGAAAGACUGCGCAUGUGUGGAAAGCGUGCCUGUAGGUCCUCUCCCGGGAUGUGUGGCAGACAUAGCUAAUCGAUCGUGGCACGUUUCUCCACAGAGCAGGAUGUCUGCCUCGGGAUCCUUUGCCGACAGCGCUCCAGUUACUGCUAACUGGUUGGAAUGGACAAAAGAGUCGAAGCUGACUUGCCUUUCCUUUAAUACCCUAUUUCUCCGAGGGGAUCCGUCUGCAUCGAGCCCCAGUGGCCCGCUUUGGGGCCCAAUAAAAAGUGUC
This is a messenger RNA of Neogale vison (American mink), 1576 nucleotides long. Its product is annotated as 5-hydroxytryptamine receptor 5B. Gene Ontology annotation, molecular function: G protein-coupled serotonin receptor activity; neurotransmitter receptor activity. Gene Ontology annotation, biological process: chemical synaptic transmission; G protein-coupled receptor signaling pathway, coupled to cyclic nucleotide second messenger. The transcript has 2 exons. NCBI's taxonomy places the organism in Eukaryota, Metazoa, Chordata, Mammalia, Carnivora, Mustelidae. The coding region runs from base 34 to 1146 and encodes 370 amino acids. The record is from RefSeq and is a predicted model, not a curated record. Gene Ontology annotation, cellular component: plasma membrane; dendrite.